CCGGUCGAGUGGGCUCGGGAAAUUGUCGACCGACCACAUGUCGUGCUUUAUGGCCACACGUGUCCAUUUUGUGGCCACCACGUUGCCUUUUUGUGUGCACGAUAUACCAUUUUGUAGCCGCAACGAAAAAAGUCUGCCACUUUGUAGCUUCCUUGCCCUUUUCUAUUCUGGGGAUGUGUAAUCAGAAAGAUUCCCUUCCUGCUUUCCUCCCUUAAUAAACCUUGGCUCUGACGGAUGGACCUGGUCUUGGUUUUUGUUUUGUGGCGUCAUUUGUAAGGCCCGCCAACCAGCUGAACAAACCUGCUCCCGGUAGAGCCCCGGGCGAGUCUUGUUCGCGUGUGUGUUUGGGUAGCAGGUACAACAGGUUGUGAUCCACAACCUCGGUCGCGGGAAGCCAUGCGGGACUUGACGUCAGCUCUCUGCUAAUUCCCCCCCAGCUAAGAAGAACCCAGUUGGACCCAAACAAAAGAUAAGUUCUGGCAAGUAGUUCCGUGUGUGUGUGUGUGUGUGUGUGUGUGUGUGUGUGUGUGUGUGUGUGUGUGUGUGUGUGUGUUCCAGGGAAAGACUCGCCCCGCGUUGUUUACUCACGCUGGACCGACCGGUUCUGGCGUCUUUGCUCAACGUAUUAGCGACCGGUUUAGCUUAACGUCCGCAAAAAAAAAAAAAAAGAGACAAGACGAAAACGAAGGAGAAAACAACUGGAAUCCCGACACCACGGAACUCAUUCUUGCGGAUGACGACCAACCAUGUGAGCGCAACUUCGUCAUCUUCGACAUCAAACGAGGGACUCUGAGACGUCAAGCAUCGAACCGGAAGUAUGGACGUCUGUGGCCUUGGAGGGGGUCGACCUGUAACUUGGUAGAAUGGACUCGUGGCUUUGCCUGACUUGACUUUGGAACCUGGACUUGGAGGAUUCAAAAAGUGAACUUGAAGAACUAUUGAUUUGCUGGAGUGGACUUGUAGACCUUUUCUGGGAAAACUAUCUACAUACGUACGUGUGGUAGACAGGACGCGUGUCCUGGCAUGAGUGUACUUACCCCGGAUGAGGGAUCCGCAUCCUUGACGGUGGAGCACGGCGCAUAUUUCACAGCGUGCCCGAGCAGACUUGGUGGAGGUAAGACUUGAAGGAGUAGACUUGUAAACUUGCCGGCCCGGAACAAUCGUCCGUCACCUUUGUGGGGUGAACUUGCAGACAAGAUAGACAUGGGAGUCUCGCAAGACUUAAAGGACACAUGAUGGACAACAACCGUCCACUUGGAAGAUUGUAGCCCUUUCAGAGGGGGGGGGGGCUUGUGGACUUUGGCAUGGAAGCCACGUUGACCCGGACUCGCAAGAGUGAACUUGCUGACGAUGAGAAGUCGACUCGAGGCCAAGGACGAGUAGACGUGUACACCCGAUGAAGUGGACUUGCAGACUCGAUAGAACUGUAAAAGUGCCCCGAGCAGACUUGGCGGAGUGAACUCGUGUGAAAGAUUGUAGACUCGGUGGAGUGGGCUGGAAGUCUCGAUGGAGUCGGUAAAGUGGACUUAGAAAGACGGUGGGACUCGCGGCCCCCUUUUGUCGAGAGAACUUGUCGAGUUGCAACAUUGACACUUGCUGACAUCGAAAAAUGUAGUCCUUCUCAAGUGCACUUGCGGACUUGAGAAGAAGCGAGCGGACUUUCCCGAUUCGGUGGACAGCGUGGACCCCCGAGGUGUAAGACUUUGAGACUGAGAAGGUUGGACACCUGCCGGAAAGCGAUGACAUCCAGGGAGUCGGUGUGGUCGGACUUUUCUGCUCUGAAGGACAACGAUCCUCCUCCUUACAUCCAUCCUCACUACAAGGAGACCUACCGUCUGGCCAUCUACGCCUUGCUCUGCGGCGGCAAGGAUGCCUACGACGACUUCCUCCAGGCCGAGCAGAUCAACCACUUCCUGUCCGAGAAGGAGAUCCGCUUCAUCCUGGAGAGCGCCGAGCCCCCCCCGGCGGAGGACGACGACAACGACGACGUUGACGCGGAGGGGCGGCGCCCCGGAGGCAGGCCGGGCCCUUCCACCUACUUCCCGCAGGAGUCGGACGAGGAGGUGCCCGACCUGGACCUGGGCUGGCCCGAGACGGCCCCGGAGGACCAGGACACCAGCAUCAGUUUACUCUUCCAGCCGCCCAGGGCCAACACGCCCACCAUCAAGGAGGUGGUCCGUAAGCAGAUCCAGGACGCCAAGCAGGUGAGGGCACCGGCUCCCUCUGUGGUUUAGAUGACAGCGCUCGCGUGGUGGUGUCUAACGCGAGCGGGUUCGACAGAACAAAGUUCAACUUUUGAAUUAGGACUGAUCGAAUUGCCGUAAAAA
This is a messenger RNA of Hippocampus comes (tiger tail seahorse), 2327 nucleotides long. Its product is annotated as protein FAM83B-like. Gene Ontology annotation, cellular component: cytoplasm; membrane. Gene Ontology annotation, biological process: signal transduction. The record is from RefSeq and is a predicted model, not a curated record. Gene Ontology annotation, molecular function: protein kinase binding. NCBI's taxonomy places the organism in Eukaryota, Metazoa, Chordata, Actinopteri, Syngnathiformes, Syngnathidae. The transcript is spliced from 2 exons. Bases 1740 to 2234 code for a protein of 164 amino acids.